UACAGUCUCUGGGCACGGGGCCCAAAACGCCGUGUUUCGAAUUUGGCUGGAAUGAUCAUGGCGGAAUUCUUGGCUGUGACCCCCAGACGUCCAGUCUCGAGGUCCAGACGGAGUCAGUGUUGCGUGAUGCAUUGCACAUGCAUGGCAAGGUAGAUAAAACACCUAAAUGCCCACCGGAGUAUAAUCGACCACCUCGCCUCCUGCACAUCACGGCGUCUCUGUGCUCCUUUACGCGAGCAAUGCCGGGUGUCGAGAUAACGGGAUGCUGACCAGUUCUUCGAGACGAGUGGAUCUUCUCUCACGCCGGUAGCCGCCCUCCCUGGCCAAACACGAUCAACGUCUGGUGCAUCUACUUCGAACAACUGAGCGAGACAGCAUCGCCAUCAUCAUGAAGCCAAUACGCGGCAUUCUUGGGAGCAUCGCCCUCACCGCGCUGCACGCUGGCUAUGUGGCUGCUGACGGGGUGGGCUUCAUCGGAUACGGCAAGACUCUGUACCACCCAACCUGCGCAUUCGCUUGCCGCAAUGUCAUCAAGGGGUGCAAGUUGGCCUGCACGCCUGCCCAAAAUACCGCCAACCACGGCACAGCACACUCGCCCGUGACCACUCCGCCAGAUUGCUUCGUUAAGGAUGCCGCCUUCCUCCGCACCAUGGCCAUCUGCAUCGACACAUACUGCCCCCUGAGCGACAAUCCUUCACUCGACCUGAUCCAGGACUACUGGGCUUCCCACCUCGGAACCGGAACCAUUGGCAACUACCAGUGGGUGCCAGCGGUAUCAUACCCCGACGCUUUGGCCGCUGCGCGCGAGGACGAGAACUGGCUACUCACAGCACCAUCCAACUCGACGACCGGCGAAGGAGACCACGGCCAUGACGGUCAUGGCGCGAAGAAGCUCAAGAACCGCGAGUUCAUGACAGAGUCGGGUCCCAACGUCACCAGCCCCUUGCCCAUCAUCAAGGCGGGCCAGCCUCUCAACGCCACCAGUUUCAUUGCGCCAAAGGACUGGCAGAAGCAGUACAACGGCAUGCUGGACUUUGAGAUCAACGAGAACGGCCACUCAACAUACACUAUCACCAUCAUGCUGGUCGCCAUUCUUCUCCCGAUCCCUCUGUCCCUGCUCCGGUUCGUACCCGGCAUCGCCAAGAGCCGUGCCUGGACCUCGUUCCAGUCCGCCCUGGUCAACCCUGCCGUCUACGGGAAGCGUCACCGCACCCCGGUUGCCGGCGCCGUCGGGCUGAUGCCGACGCGCGGCCAAGCCAUGUACAUCUUCCUCAUCAGCCUGCUGAACCUUGUGUUCCUCCUCGCGCCGUACGUGUACCAUCAUCCGCAGAGCACAUUCACCUCGCGGGCCGCGCAGGAACUCAGCAUCAUUGGCAACCGCGCGGGCGUCAUGGCCAUGGGCAACGUCGUGGCCCUGUUCUUCUUUGCGGCACGCAACAACGUGCUGCUCUGGAUCACCGAUUGGAGCUAUGGCACCUACCUGCUGCUUCACCGCUGGCUGGGCUACUGGGCUGUGUUUCACACGGUUCUUCACUCGGCGAUGCUGCUGGCGUACUACAAGACCUAUGGCAACUACGAGGCCGAGUUGGUUCGUCAGUACUGGAUCUGGGGCAUCGUGGGAACCGUGGCUGCGGUUGCCAUCUUGCCAUCCUCGUUGCUGGUGGUGCGGCAAAAGCUGUACGAGUUUUUCGUGGCGUCCCAUGUUGUGCUCUCCCUGCUCUUUAUUAUCGGAUACUACUACCACAUCUGGUUCUGCUACGAGUACAAGUGGGGCUACGAGAUUUGGGCCUUCAUCGCCGCCGGGAUCUGGGCCACCGACCGGCUGCUCCGCCUUGUGCGCAUCGCUUGGCGAGGUUACCGUGCCGCUACGGUCAGCCUCGUGCAGGACUGCGCCGGCGAGUACCUCCGCAUCGAUAUCGACGAUAUGCAACUCGGCGAAGGUGUAGCGUACCUCACCUUCCCGGGCUUGGGCUGGCGCUUCUGGGAGUCGCAUCCCCUUUCGGUGGCCUUCAAUUCUGCCGAGAUCAGCGAGUUGCCGUCUACUCCUCCUGCCCCUAUCUCUCCAAUCCCGGACAGCAAAGAAGAGGCCAUCGCCGUCAAAACGGUAGCCACACCGCCAACCAACCACUCUCAGGGCUCGAAAUCCUUAACGAAGACAACAACAUUCUUUGCCCGCGUCCGCACCGGCGUAACAGCCAAGCUAGCCGCCCGUGCCGCCGUGACGGGACAAGUCCGACUCGGCGUCGUCGUAGACGGGCCCUACCCCCACUCAGGCGACGUCAUAACUCAGCUGAAGCAGUGCUCGAGCCACUUGUACAUUGCCGGCGGCGUCGGCCUCACGGCGCUCUUGUCCUUCCUCCGGCGCUCUGACAUUGCCGGGCCCUCCGCCCGGCGACUCGUUUGGUCUACUCGCAAACAGGGCCUGGCAGCUGCCUUGGAACCUGCGCUCACCUCGCUGCCGGACAGUGUUGUGGUCGACACGGCCGUGGGUCAGCGGUUAGAUCUUGACGGGAUCCUCGAGAAGGCGCUGGCCGACGCUGAGACGGAUGAUGCAGGGAUGAUUGGGAUUGUGGUGUGUGGCCCUCCGCAAAUGGCCGACGCAUGCCGGCAUAAGACGGUGCAGCUUACGAGGAAUGGGGGUGCCAGGAGGCCGUAUGUGUUGGUUGAUGAAGCGUUCGGGUGGUGAUCGAAUUUCCAGCUCAAGCGGGUAGUUGUCAACGAUGCGUUGGGGCUAGCCUAGCACUUGAAUCCUGCGUCGGAUUCUGCUUGAAGGCGGAAUGUGCGGAAAGCCGGGCACCUGUGGGCUCGUUGUUGUCCCUGCCGAUGUGCGAUCCAGCCCUGGUUUGUUCGUUAGCGUGGCACAUGGCAUAUACUACCUUAGAUGUGAAUGGAAAGAUGAUUUUCAAGAGAGAUAAUAAACAAGGAAGAUAAAAGAAAGAUAUGGACGAUAAAGUUAGAACGUAAGAGUAGGGGGAAGAGGAAGAGGAAGAGGAAGAG
Molecule: messenger RNA, 2997 nt
Organism: Parathielavia appendiculata
Lineage: Eukaryota; Fungi; Ascomycota; Sordariomycetes; Sordariales; Chaetomiaceae
Exons: 1
Coding region: 389-2686 (765 amino acids)
Biological process (GO): intracellular iron ion homeostasis; copper ion import; iron ion transport
Cellular component (GO): plasma membrane
Molecular function (GO): ferric-chelate reductase activity
Source: RefSeq, a predicted model, not a curated record